AUGAAGUUUCAUAAUAUUGAUUUCGUACAAGAAGCUUUGGACGAAGCUAGAAAAGGUAGAACGUGUAUAACGAUCGCUCAUCGUUUGUCUGCCGUCCAAUCGGCCGAUGUCAUAGCUGUUGUUUGUCGGGGACAAAUUAUUGAUCUCGGUACUCACGGACAGUUGCACGAAUUACAAGGAUGUAAUUACAAGUUGGUGAGAAGACGACAGAUGUAACAGUCGACCGUCAAUGAAUCUUAAAAAUUAUGUAAACAUACAAGACCAUUACAUUUGAAAUACACGUUUCUAUUAUUAAAAUAGCUAACAUCAAAAGUGUGCGGGUUUUGAGUUUAAGUCCGCGGAACGCUGGACGUUCGUCAAAACGAUAGUACGAAAUAUUUAUUACGCCGGUCGCCGUAGCGACGACCGUUAUUACAAAAAUAACACGGAUGUUAUUGAUGGUCUGAAAUAAUUCUAUCGGAAAACCGUUGGCUAGUUAAAUACACAAACAAAUCAACUGUUGCUUCGUGGAUACGGUAGCCGAAAAAGUUAACGAGGGCCCGGCAACCGAGUAAACAACCUUAGUGUGCGAUCCGAACAAAAAGGUAAAAAAAAAAAUUAAUUAAGAAUAUCAAAUUUAAAGUUCAAUACGCCUAAUAGUAUAAUUUAUGUUUUUGGUUUUAUUUCUUAUAGUCUUUUUUAUUCUCCCGCACAUUCGUGCGCGUAAUCGUCUUCGUAUAUCUUUCAAUACUGCGAUCAACAUGCUGUUCACCGUGGUUUCGCUAAUAGAGAGCGUGCUUUUCACGGCGAUCUUAAUGUUACUGGUACUGUGUUGGCUAUGCGAGGCAAAAGCGAACAUCGCCGUCGGAGUAUGGAACGCAAUCGUUCUAAUAAGGUACGGCUGGUAUAUCCGAAAAACCGUUUUAUGUUGUUUUUUGGCCGUUUCGUUAAAUGAGUAAUCGGUGUCUUGCAUCGGGCGAGUCUAUGCCAAUGGAGAAACGCACCCCGUCAUCGUUACUCGUCGGCGAAUAAAACCGACGACCGCGGUCCGCCUUUGCCGUCACUCACCGGCUGUUUUCCUAUGCGAAAUAUUCGCGAACAAUAUCGUUUCCCGUGUCCGCGACUGAGCUGGAUUUUUAUUCGGGUUUUAAUGGCCCGGCGUAGGUACCUACGGUUUUAUUCGCUGACGAACGGCGCGUGUGAACUCGCCGAACGUUGUCCGACGUUACUGCUAAAUGCCGGUAUAGCCGAUAUUGUACGGAUAUUUUUUUUUCUAUGUUAACUACCUAGGUAUAGAAUAUACAUUUUUAGUUGGUAUCUAUUGACCGAUUCAUCAUAUCGUUCGACCCGAACCGCCCCGGGGUCUAGAAACUCGAAAUUCAGCAGAAGUUUAUUGUAUUUCGUACAACGAUAAUAAAUAGGCAGCUGUAUACUAUAAAUUAUAGAAACGACAAGGGAUUUUUUGAUAUUCGACCACCGAUGACCGACGCUCGCACAUACGUUUCAUUCCUUAAAAUACGGAAAUUGCGAUUUUUCGUUUUUCUGUUUACUUCUGGAUUCUAUUUUUUAUGCAUGCGAGAAGAAAACUGUACUGUUUUCAUUUUGUUACAUUUUUUUAAUUCGAUCGUCGUAAAAUAAUCCACGUGCGUGAAAUUUUUCUCUGGCAAAACUGUUGCCUUCAAACGUUAACUAUACAAGUAAAGUACUAUUCGAAAUUUCUAUGAUCCAGCAUGAAACGAACGGUAGGUAAUGAUAUUACACCGCAAAAAUAUAGCGUCAUUAAAAUAUAUGUUAUAAAAUACAGAAACCUAUAUUGUUUUUUUUGUCUAAUAUCCUUCUGUGUUACAAGAGGGAAAAAAUCAAACUCAAUUGAUAAUAUAAUAAUGAAAACUUAUACACGUUUCUAAACGGAAAGUUCGAUCUCUAUUGUCCGGGGUUUCACUUCCUGCUCGAUUUGCGUCCUUACUAAUUAUUUAUAUGAUAAUAUUUUAAGAGUGUUAGAAAUGAUUGUAAUACAUAUUCGAUUUAUGAGUUUUCAAUUAAAUUACAGAAACAUUUGCCAAGUGAUAAUAAGGGAAGAGUGCACCACGGGCACAAAUGAGGAUCCGGAUGUCGGAGAACCCGCGUCAGCGGAUUCUUCCGUUAUUCAAGCUUGUGAUCAACCUUCGAGUUAUUUGACGGCUGAUUUCAUUUCACCGUCGUUCCCCCUCUACGUUUGGUUUUCUCAGUCGGGAGAUAAUGCCGCACAAAUUAUCGGUAAAUAUACGUUCUGGGAUAGACUUCUGUAUAAAAACUAUGACAAAUACUUACCUUCCUCCUAAUAAAUUAUUGUUGAUUUGACGUAGACGAAUCCUGCAUGGAGACAAUAAUUCGAGUGNAGGUAAUACUAUCGGUAUUCGUUGUGUGUAUUAAUUUUUUUUUAUCUUGUUACAAUUAUUUUUAUUUCCACUAUUUCAUUGUUACCAAUAUUUAAUAAUUUACCAUAAAGAAAAAAAAAUGUUUAUGUUACAAUGUGAUCAUAGUUAUGUAAUUUAAAAAAUUUAAUUGUUUUUUUAACAUUUCGCAGCAAAUGUAUAGGCGUAUUUAUUGCCACUUGCAUGAUCAGUUGGUUUGGUGGUACUAUCGUAUUGGCGAUUCGGAAUUGGAUAUUGUUGGGAAACUUUAUGGAGGGUUUAUAGUCCUUGGAAUGAGACUGUAAGUGGUUUUUUAUGGUUUCACUUAUAAGUCAGAUUGCAUAAUAUGUGUUUUUUUAGCAAUUUACCGGACGAUUGGAAGCCGAGUGCUAGAAUGAUUAUAAACCAUUUAGAAAAUGAUGAUGUUAAAUAUUUAAACUUCGCCCGAUCCGCGUUCAAACAGUUAAACCAAGAUUUACCGCAGGAGUACUCAAAUCUAAUCAAAGUAUGUUCAAAAAAAAAGAAAUUACUGUUAAUGUUUUAUUUAAUACUUAUACAAUUUUUUAGAAUAGUUAAUCGAAUUAAUAUUCGAUUCAUAGAUUAAUCAAUAUAGCAAAUAAUAAUAUAGUAAGCAACGGAAUAGCCAAUAAGUAUCGCAAAGUAUCAUUUCCGCAUCAGAAACUCGCGGUACGUACAAAACUCAGAUAAGAAUUACUUAACGACCACCACCACCAUAUUAUGUUCUUAAAAUAUGGUGGUAGGUAACACGUGAAUAGUGGGAGAAAACUGAGAUUUUGGUACGGCGAAAUGAUUCUCGUGAUAAUCUCUUACUAAUAUAUUAUAUUUUGCUACCGCAAAAUAUUUAUCUCAGGAGACUGCAGGCGUUUGUUCUGAUGGUUUUUUACGAUAUUACAUUUACCAAACAUACCGCAGGUAUAGGUAGCUGACAAUAAGUAAUAAAAUGUCAAAAAUAAAAUAAUUUAUCAAUAAAUAAAUAACCAUUUUGUGUUAGUGAAACUAUAAAAAUUUUCUCACAAACGAUAUUAUUAUAACCAAACGUACCUAGUAUUUAAUGUACCUACUUAUAUUUUCAGAAUAUGAUCGAUAAGCCACGGAUAACCGCUAUACGAAAAAAGAAGCCUAUUGUCUUGCCGUCCUAUGCGUAUAGCUAUGAGUAUUUGUGAAAUAACGUUUUUUACGUUAUUUGUCUUUAAAUUAUUGUUUGUUUAGUUGAUUACUUUGAUACGUUUUUUUACACCUUUGAAACCAAAGUUCAAUAUGGUCAAACGUUAAACGAAGAUUACGAAUCCAGAUUAUGUUAUUUUUAUUUUAUUAUUGUUUUUUGUAUUUGAUUACUUUGUUUGUUACAUUAUUUUUAUACUUUUGCUACUACAGUCAUACGUACAAUUAUGUUAUAAUUAUUUUUUUUUUAUUUGAUUAAUUUUUAUGGUACAUUCUUAUGCCUUUGUUAUUACACUUUGUUAAGUAUCUGAAUAAUACAUCUAUUCGCAUGUUGAUUUUUGGAAAUAUUUUGAUUUCAAUACUUAAACAAUACUGAAAGGAGGGUUCAUAAAGCUACAAUGUAACUGAUACAAAAUUUUGACUUUGACAUAAAAAAAUCCACUUAAUGUGCUAAAACCUGACUACAAAAAAAAAAAAAUACAAAAAAAAUACAAAAAACGGUUAAAAAAAUCAAAAUUGUACUAAAAGACUUAAUAGUUGAGGAUUAUAUUAUAAUGUAUAAAUUGUCAAUAUUUCAUCACAUAAGAGGUUUUGUUACUUACAAUUGUGUACCAAAAUCACAUACGAUUCAGUGUGACGCAUGAGAGGUUUUGUUUUUUAUUUUUCAUUAAUUCUUUCAUGAAAAUAUUAUCAUAUGAUAGGUUAUGUUUUUUUUUUAAUCCAGUAAUACCAAACCUCAACCUCUAAGGGGGUUUUUUACGUCAUACUUAUAAAUAUACUUAUUCAUAUAUAUUUAUACAUAUUUAUAUACAGUAUAGGUAUGCAACUAUAAUAUGAAAAUGUUUGUUUAAACAAAAUCGCUGUAUCCUAAUAAGCUCGACCGAUUUGUUUUUAUCAAGAAAUACAAUGUAAUAUGAUGAACAUCGUGAAAAAUGUACAAUUCAAUAUUGUGAAUAUUUUUGGCAGGCUGUUCGAUAUUUACCAUCAAACAUUCAUACACUAGAAAUACGUUUACUCGACAGCGAUUUUGAGGCAAAACCAUACCUAAUAGAUAAUACAAAUAAAAAAGUAGUGUUACUUUGGUCGACAUGGAAGAAACACUUUUUUUUCCUCAUUAAAGGAUAA
Messenger RNA from Cinara cedri, 4679 nucleotides. NCBI's taxonomy places the organism in Eukaryota, Metazoa, Arthropoda, Insecta, Hemiptera, Aphididae. The record is from the annotation of a GenBank genome assembly.